AUGGCUACUGAACAAUCCCCUUUACUCAGUAUUGGGAGUGAUGUUAUUGGUAAUUUAAGUUCAUCUCUUAUUAACGCAAUAUGUUCAUUCAUUUGUGAUGUGGAAUUACAAUAUUUUAAAGUACCCAUUUGGGAGAAAGAAAAAGAGGCAGAGUUGAGCGUUUCUUUUGGUAGCACUGAUGAAAUAGUUGUGUUUCAAGGUGGUAUUGAUUUUUGGAGUAUGCGAGAUGGCGGUCAAGCAGCAAGUUUAGUUUCUCAAAAAGUUGUUGAAAUAAAAGACCCUCUUGAUAAUAAUACCGAAUGGAAUAUUCAAGGAAAAAUUGCUCUAAUUCAAUUUGGAAAUUUCAGUGUUUGGGAUGUUGCUUAUAGAGCUGAACAAAAUAAUGCAUCUGCCGUUGUUUUCUAUAACACACCAGAGCAAACAAAACUUUCAUAUGUUCGAGUGAGAAUUCCUGAAUGGAAAGAAGGAGUCAAUAUCACUACUUACACAAAAAUUUUUGUCACCGAAACAUUUAACAUUGUAUGCUAUUUAAACAAUCAUGGUAAUAAAGAAGAUACAAUAAUUCUAGGUGCUCAUUUGGAUUCUGUUCCUGCCGGCCCUGGUAUGGAUGAUAAUGCUUCUGGGUCCGCAACUAUACUGGAAAUUCUGUUGACAUUAGAAAAACAACAGUAUAGGCCAAAGAAUAGAUUAGUAUUUGCUUGGUGGGGAGCUGAGGAGAUUGGACUAGGAGGAUCAAGACAUUUUGUUAGAAAACUUGUUAAAAGCAAAGAGAAAGAAAAUAUUGCCAUGUAUUUGAAUUUUGAUAUGUUAGGAAGUCCGAAUUAUAUACCAUUUAUUUUACGAGGUUCGGAUGCACCACCAGACGCAAGAAAAGGGUCAAUAAGAAUUCAGCAAAUGUUAGCAAAUGAAUUUAAUGGAUUAAGCAAACCCUACGAUGUUUCUGGCAUGUUGGAUGGUAGUGACUUUUUACCUUUCGUUCAAAAUGGAAUUCCAUCAGGUGGUCUUUAUACUGGAUCAAGUGAAAUAAAAAACAGUGAAUCAAAACAAAAAUUUGGUGGAGUUGCUAAUGUCCCUUUAGAUCCUUGUAACCAUCAAGCAUGUGACACUUUGGAUAACGUUAACAGAGAUGCUAUUUUCGUG
Racocetra fulgida is the source of this 1140-nucleotide messenger RNA. The record is from the annotation of a GenBank genome assembly. Lineage: Eukaryota; Fungi; Glomeromycota; Glomeromycetes; Diversisporales; Gigasporaceae.